CAACCCUACACAAAAAUCACCUCACUUGCCAAUACACUCAUAACAGCAUUCCUUUUGUGUUUAUACUGCUCUAUAGUAGCGCUGUAAGUCUACAGUAGGAGCAGAAGAUACAACAACAACAACUCCAUCGUCAGUCAUCAUAUCAAACGCAGCUUGAACCUCACAUAACAACGACAAUGUCAUCCAAACGAGCUCUUACCACCCUCUCAAAUUCUCUCAAAAAACACCUCUCCUGCCCCCUCGGCGUAGCUUCAAUCUCGUCCUCAUCCACACAUGUUCACCCCCAGCCGGUGUCCCCCGCCGCAAGACCACCAUCCCGGGUAACCUCAGCCAUGCCUAUGCGCCAACCACGUCGACAUUUCACCACCACCCUCGCCCGACGAAAAGAGGACCCCUCGUCUACCUCAAAGAUAUACAGCAUGGCCGACAUCCAGAGCCUCACGGAAUCUCCCGACCCUCACCGGAUCUUGAUCGACGUACGUGAACCGGCCGAGUUGAAAUCUACAGGCAAGAUCCCGGGGAGUUACAACCUACCCAUCUCGGCAUCGGACGCUUAUUUCCUCCCGGCCGAAGAAUUCGAGGAGAGGUUCGGGUUUCAGAAGCCGGGCAAGGAAGACGAAGUGAUUUUCUACUGCAAGGCCGGCGUGAGGGGGAAGGCGGCGGCGCAGUUGGCGAGGCAGGCCGGGUUCGGUGGCAAGAUUGGAGAGUUUCCGGGCAGUUGGCUCGAGUGGGAUGCAAAAGGGGGGAAAGUUGAACGGGAGACGUGAAAAAGUUGACUUCGCCUCGAUGAAACAUAAUAAUCGAAUAUUGCAAUGUCAAAAUAUAAAAAAUUAAUGCAAUGCUGAAAAUGCCAAAAGUGUUGUCGUGAUGUUGGAUGCUGGUGAAAGGAGUGGGACGAUUUACGACGACGAGGAUGAGUAUCCCCCACCCUACCGACUUGACGGGAAGAAGGUCGCACUAGUUCGGUAAAUGAGUUGCCCUGGAUUGAACGAAGCACUACCCAAUGUUCGGGGAGGAUUCAAGGUCAUUUGUGGUGAGCUAGCGUUCCAGAGGAUAUGUGUAGACGUUGAAUGGGACGGUCCAGAUUACAAGGUAUUUCCAUGCUAUCUCAUAUCGUAGCUGACCGUAUCCCUACGAAGUAUCAGUGCUGUGUGUUCACCUGCUCUAUAUUUCGCAAAGGGUAUGAGACCACAUUACACGAUGUUUUAAUAUCGUGACGGUCCAGCAUCGACGUCCAG
Molecule: messenger RNA, 1238 nt
Organism: Exophiala oligosperma
Lineage: Eukaryota; Fungi; Ascomycota; Eurotiomycetes; Chaetothyriales; Herpotrichiellaceae
Exons: 1
Coding region: 177-767 (196 amino acids)
Cellular component (GO): mitochondrion
Molecular function (GO): thiosulfate-cyanide sulfurtransferase activity
Source: RefSeq, a predicted model, not a curated record